AUGACAAAAGAAACCGUGUCAAGUAAUCCAAUUAACAAAGAAGCAACGAUAACGAAUCACGAGGAACUUCACAAUGGUUUAGGUAGCGAAGAGGUUAGAAUAAAUAAUCAUAUGGCAAGGACUAACACAAGAUGGCAAAAUCAAAAUCAUUCAUCAAAUAGAAACCAUGAUUUCUAUCCUGGUCAAUUAUACGGUACAGAAUCUGGUAAAUUAUUCCAUGCUGGGAAGAUUAUGAUUGUUUUAGUCGGAUUACCAGCAACGUCUAAAACCUUAUUGGCCCAUUCUUUAGAGAGAUAUUGUAAAUGGUUAGGUGUUGUUUCUAGAGUGUUCAAUUUAGCAGACUAUAGAAGGAAAUUUAAAGAUGUACCUAAAGAAUAUUUUUUCGGUGGAGAAACUUCUACAAAGGCGAUUGAAGUGAGGAAGCAAAUAAGGAAAGUUUCCAUAAAUGAUAUGAAAAAAUUCUUUCAAGAGGAAAACGGCCAAUUGGCCAUUUUUGAUGCAAUGAAUACGCAAAAAAUGGAAAGGAGAUGUAUUCAAGAAAAUUUCCAAUGCUUAAACGUCAAUGUUUUAUUUGUGGAAUCUAUAAUGACAGACAAAGAUUUAACAGAGCGAAAUAUAAAAUUAGUAAUGGAAACUAUUAAAGAAGGGAAUGAUGAAUUUGAUAAGAAAAUUAGAUAUUCCUUGUUAAAUAAAAUGUUGACAUCAAAACCUUCUUAUGAGGAAAUCGAAGAUUCGGAAAAAUUAAGCUAUGUCAAAUUUAAUAAUUUUGGGAAACAAAUAGUAGUGAAAAAUAAUCAUCAAGGGUAUCUAUUGAAUAAAUUAGUGUUUUUCCUGAUGAAUUUAAGAAGUGGGAAAGGACGUAUUUUUUUUUGCAGUUCAAAUUCAAUCCAUCAAGAAGAUAUUUCAAAUUGUUUGAAAUCAAUAUAUAACAGAGUUAUUGAACAAAUCAAAAAGGAAGACAUUGUAAGAAGAAAUUUCUCUCCCUCACUGCAAGAAGAUGACAGGCCGAAUUCACCGAUUUUAACAAUUUGGUGUGAACAUAAAUUUCAAUUGGAAGAAGAUUCCGAUAUUGAAUUAAUUAAUAAGAGUCAAUUGAGACGAAUGAAUCUUGGAGCAAUAGAGGGAUUGUCCGAGGAAGAAAUUGAAAAACAAUAUCCAAAGGAAUAUAAAGAAAGUUUUGAAGAUUUAUAUCAUUACAGGUAUCCUCGAGCAGAAUCUUACCACGAUCUUGCAAUUAGAUUGGAAGGGUUAUUACUAGAAUUAGAACAUCAGCAAUCAGACCUUUUAAUUUUUGCUGAUGAAAGUGUUUUAAGGAUUUUAUAUGGUUAUUUUAUGUCGUCGAGUUGCAUUGAAGUCCCUCUCCUAAAUUUCGGUAAGGGUGAAAUUGUUGAAUUAUCUUUAAAGACAUUCAGUAAAGAGAUAAAGAAAUUAUAA
Messenger RNA from Naumovozyma dairenensis CBS 421, 1434 nucleotides. RefSeq lists its product as uncharacterized. Bases 1 to 1434 code for a protein of 477 amino acids. Gene Ontology annotation, molecular function: fructose-2,6-bisphosphate 2-phosphatase activity; ATP binding; 6-phosphofructo-2-kinase activity. Gene Ontology annotation, cellular component: cytosol. Lineage: Eukaryota; Fungi; Ascomycota; Saccharomycetes; Saccharomycetales; Saccharomycetaceae. Gene Ontology annotation, biological process: fructose metabolic process; fructose 2,6-bisphosphate metabolic process. The transcript has a single exon. The record is from RefSeq and is a predicted model, not a curated record.